Messenger RNA from Helicoverpa armigera (cotton bollworm), 1113 nucleotides. Its product is annotated as very long chain fatty acid elongase 7. Gene Ontology annotation, molecular function: fatty acid elongase activity. The record is from RefSeq and is a predicted model, not a curated record. Gene Ontology annotation, biological process: very long-chain fatty acid biosynthetic process; fatty acid elongation, saturated fatty acid; fatty acid elongation, monounsaturated fatty acid. The transcript has 5 exons. Lineage: Eukaryota; Metazoa; Arthropoda; Insecta; Lepidoptera; Noctuidae. The coding region runs from base 116 to 1030 and encodes 304 amino acids. Gene Ontology annotation, cellular component: endoplasmic reticulum membrane.
UCGCGUCCUUGCAAAGUGUCAGGAACAUCUAUUAUUUGUAUUUUAAAUUAAUAAGUUUUCCUUGUUCUUACUGAUUGAUAAAACAGUGUAGUGAACGGAACUUUAUAGUAACACAAUGGAGAGAAUUAACACGGACUUUGUAAACUCCUGGCUCCUCAUGAGCUCACCGGCUCCUGUAGUCAGCAUACUGGUGGUUUAUUUACUCUUCGUGCUGAAGCUAGGACCUUACUUCAUGAAGGAUAGACCAGCAUACAAGUUGCAGACUCUUAUACCAAUAUACAAUGCCGUGCAAGUCGGGAUAUCGGCGUUUUUGUUAUACUUGUGUGCAGUCAUGAUGUCAGCCAAUGGUUUGGUGCCAAAAACCUGUGUGAUGGAGACUGAAUACAACCGAAGACAUAUAACAGCAACAAUGCACUACUACUUCCUAGCCAAAAUAUCAGAACUCCUAGACACAAUAUUCUUCGUACUCCGAAAGAAGAGCAACCAAGUGACUUUUCUUCACGUAUAUCAUCACACAUUAAUGGUAGCUGUUACGUGGAUAGCGUUGAAAUAUGAACCGACUUAUACAGUACUGUUCUUAGGACUUUUGAACUCGACUGUACAUGUUGUUAUGUAUACUUAUUAUGGACUGUCAUCGGUGCCGAGUUUGACGAAGUAUUUGUGGUGGAAGAAGUAUAUUACUAGUAUGCAGUUGGUCCAGUUCGCCCUCAUCCUAAUCCAUUUCGGCAUCGCCUUCAUGGUAUCUGAAUGUUCACCGUCCUACACUAUGACAACCGCUAUGGCUAUCAAUGGCACUCUCUUUCUCUAUCUCUUUGGAACCUUUUACGUCAACACAUAUAACAAGAAAACAAAUGAAGAAAAACAAUUCAAAAAUGGAACAGUUAAAACUGAUAUUAAAAACAAAGUACUUGAAAAUGGAAUGAAAUAUGGAAAAGGAAAAACAAAUGAUGACAGUCAAUAUACUAGCGCUUCAAUAACCGUCAAUGAUACCUACAGAAUAAGAUUCAAUUUAGGAAAGAAAGCGACGUAGUUCUAAUUUUAAUUAUUUAGGGUUUAAUUUUAGGAAUUAAUUUAGAAUAUAAAUUAUUUUGCGUGUGAAUAAGCUUUAAGUUA